Penicillium maclennaniae is the source of this 1386-nucleotide messenger RNA. Its product is annotated as Salicylate hydroxylase. The record is from RefSeq and is a predicted model, not a curated record. Gene Ontology annotation, molecular function: monooxygenase activity; FAD binding. The transcript is spliced from 4 exons. The coding region runs from base 1 to 1386 and encodes 461 amino acids. Gene Ontology annotation, biological process: secondary metabolite biosynthetic process. NCBI's taxonomy places the organism in Eukaryota, Fungi, Ascomycota, Eurotiomycetes, Eurotiales, Aspergillaceae.
AUGGGCUCUCAUCAAGUACACGUUGGCAUCGUCGGUGCUGGGAUCGGUGGUCUGGCGGCAGCCAUUGCAUUGCGUCACGCCGGGGCUCGAGUCACAGUGCUGGAAGCUGCCGAAGCACUCGGUGAAAUCGGCGCGGGCAUUCAGAUGACCCCCAAUGUCUCUGUACUUCUUCAGAGAUGGGGCGUGGAUAAGGUUAUCGGUGAUAACCUGGUCCAGUUUGAGGAAUUGAAUAUGCGCCGCAAAGAUGGCACCGCGGUGGGCUUUACCAAGAUCUCAACUAUUGAGCGAGACUUGCAGCGGCCCUGGUGGGUGGUCCAUCGAGCUCAUCUCCACGAGGGUCUGGCCACCAUCGCCACCAAAGCCGGGGCGGAUAUUAAGAUCGACUCACGAGUCACCAAAUUGGAUCAUGAGACCGACCAGGUGGUUGUGACUACCCACCAAGGUACUGCGUACACCUUUGAUCUCUGCAUCGGAGCGGAUGGUGUGAACAGCGUCGUGCGAAAGACGCUGUUCCCCAAUGUUCACCCGGAGCCACCAACAAAAAACUGCGCAUAUCGUGCAAUCGUACCCUACGAUGUAAUUCGCCAAGAUCCCAUUGCAAAGGAGCUCAUCACGAAGCUUACAAUGGAGGUGUGGAUGGCGCCCGAUUCGUAUAUCAUCACCUACCCAAUCUGCGCGGGCAAGAUGUUCAAUCUGGUCCUUUCGCAUCAUCGCCCUGAAAAGCUGCGGGCUACAGAGACCGAUGUGCCGAUUGAAGAGAUGCGAGAGGAAUACAAGGACUACGAUCCCCGAAUUAAACGUAUUGUCGAUAUGAUACCGGAAGUGUCGCGUUGGCCACUCAUGGUUACCGGGCCGAUGGAGUCUUGGUCUUCACCACAGAAGAACGUGGUGCUCAUGGGUGAUGCAGCGCACUCCAUGGUUAACCACAUGGCCCAGGGAGCGGCCACUUCCAUGGAAGACGGAGCGUUCCUGGCCAAAUGCGUGGAAAGCGUCGUUCACGGAAAGCUGAGCUUGCGCGAAGCAAUUGGCAUUUACGAAGCCGAGCGUAUGCCCAAGGCUUACGAGAAGCAACAAGUGUCUUUCAUCAACGGAGCCAUAUGGCAGCUGCCAGAUGGGCCUUUGCAAGAAGGACGGGACGCCGCUAUGGCCCCGGAGCUGCAGGGCAAAUACUUUGUUCGUAGCAGCAAUCUCUAUGGUGAUCCACAAACGGUGCUAGAUGUUUAUGGAUACGACGCCCAAGGACACGCACAGGAUGCGAUCGAUAAAUAUUGUCAAGGUGGGAAAGAACCUGCUCACCCCAUGACGAAAGUCACCCCACGACUGCAGCGCCAAUACAUGGACUGGUUCCUGCCUGCCCCAGGUCGUAAAUUUGCCGAGAAGCUGUGA